AUGGAAAUGAUUAAUGAAUGGAACUCUCGUAAGUCAAUAUCUAGUCUAUGCAAUGAAUGGAAAAAAGAAAGACCACAGUUCCCCAAACAGAAUUUACUUUUUUUGUUAUACAAUGUCGAAGGAUUGAAUACUCAUGUUGCGGAUGUAGAUUUACUGCUUUCCAAUUAUCAACCACAUAUUUGUAUUCUUACAGGAGUAGGUGCUGCUAUACGUAAACAGAUAAAAUUUCCAAAUUAUCAUGCAAUUUCUCAACCCGGUACUAAUUCUUUCGGAGGAGUGAUAAUUCUAUAUCAAUUUCAUAUUGAAUGCAAAGUAGUAGAAAAGGAUCUAAAUUUUUUGAUGAUUAAAUUAACUUCCAAUCAUGAUGAUAUACACAUUGGUGCUAUAUAUGUCCCUCCAAAUUCUCUGCCACCAUUUCAACUAUUAUCAAAAUACCAAAACAAAUCUUUCUAUAUUUUUGGUGACUUUAAUGCAAAACAUAUAAAUUGGGGUUGCAAAAUGAACAAUACAAGUGGAGUGCACUUAUUAAACUGGUUUGAAUCAACUGGAAACGAAAUUAUUGCUCCAACUAAGCCUACAUCGAAAAGAUCGGAUGCAAUUAUAGAUUUUGGAAUAACACACGAUGCUAAGGGUUGGAAUACAGAAGUGCUUACUGAAGGAACAUCAGAUCACUUUCCUAUUUUAUUUCAAUCUCCUAUAGGAAAAAUAGAAGAUGCAUAUUUCACGAAAACAAAUUGGAAAUUAUUCAAAUUUUUUCUUCUUCUUGUACAUGAAUAUUGGAUGUCUUUAAUCUACAAUCUUGAUGAGCAAACAUUCUUCUCACUAUUCUCUUCAUUUUUAUCAUCUCUGCGGGAUAAGUGCAGUAUAUAUGAAAAUGCUACAAAAUAUCGUGCACCAUGGCCACCUGAGUUAGUACUACUUGCAAGAUCUGUAAAUAAGGCAAAAAGAAGCUAUAGAAGAAAUAAAACUGAUACCAAACUUCAAUACUAUCUUUCAUUAAAAGAAAUAUUCAUCGAUCAAAGAACUAAAUUUUUAUAUGAAAAAAGAGAACAAAAAGUAAAAUGGAUUGCUAUGGACACAACCUAUGGAAAUUCGCAAAACCUUCAUUCCACGUAUAUUCUCCUCAAUUUAAAGGAAUUAAAAAUGGAUCUGAAAUCAUAA
Messenger RNA from Rotaria socialis, 1161 nucleotides. The record is from the annotation of a GenBank genome assembly. NCBI's taxonomy places the organism in Eukaryota, Metazoa, Rotifera, Eurotatoria, Philodinida, Philodinidae.